Messenger RNA from Staurois parvus, 498 nucleotides. The record is from the annotation of a GenBank genome assembly. Lineage: Eukaryota; Metazoa; Chordata; Amphibia; Anura; Ranidae.
GCAUCGGGCCCCCAGGCGGGGCGACAGGCAUCGGGCCCCCAGGCGGGGCGACAGGCAUCGGGCCCCCAGGCGGAGCGACAGGCAUCGGGCCCCCAGGCGGAGCGGCGGGCGCCGGACCCCCAGGUGGAGCGACAGGUCUCGGGCCCUCAGGCGGAGCGGCGGGCGCCGGACCCCCAGAUGGAGCGACAGGUCUUGGGCCCUCAGGCGGAGCGGCGGGCGCCGGACCCCCAGGUGGAGCGACAGGUCUCGGGCCCUCAGGCGGAGCGGCGGGCGCCGGACCCCCAGGUGGAGCGACAGGUCUCGGGCCCUCAGGCGGAGCGGCGGGCGCCGGACCCCCAGGUGGAGCGACAGGUCUCGGGCCCUCAGGCGGAGCGGCGGGCGCCGGACCCCCAGGUGGAGCGACAGGUCUCGGGCCCUCAGGCGGAGCGGCGGGCGCCGGAUCCCCAGGUGGAGCAACAGGUCUCGGGCCCCCAGGCGGAGCGGCAGGCGCCGGACCCC